UUAUUUUGAUUUGUUCGAACAACCGUUGUAUGAGUAAUAGCGCCAUGGUUGCCGUUGCCAUUUGUUGUAUUCUGGUCCUGCUGGCCGUUUUCAUUGUUAUCAUCAUAGUGGUCGGCCAGACAAUGGGAGAGCCUAAGUGAGAUAAGCUUCAACUGGGACCUGGUAAUUUCCCAGAUGGAUAACAAAUGCCUACCAAUUGUUAGUACAUCUCGUUAAAUACC
Musca vetustissima is the source of this 221-nucleotide messenger RNA. RefSeq lists its product as uncharacterized. NCBI's taxonomy places the organism in Eukaryota, Metazoa, Arthropoda, Insecta, Diptera, Muscidae. The transcript has a single exon. The record is from RefSeq and is a predicted model, not a curated record. Bases 30 to 140 code for a protein of 36 amino acids.